Messenger RNA from Scaptodrosophila lebanonensis, 1720 nucleotides. Its product is annotated as esterase-5B-like. The record is from RefSeq and is a predicted model, not a curated record. NCBI's taxonomy places the organism in Eukaryota, Metazoa, Arthropoda, Insecta, Diptera, Drosophilidae. Bases 29 to 1663 code for a protein of 544 amino acids. The transcript is spliced from 2 exons.
UAAGCUGCGAUUCGACCGAGCGCGGAACAUGAGGCCGUCUCUUCUAUCAGCGAUUGUGGUGUGCUUAGUCUUUGUGGGAACCGCAACGAAUGGCGAUCCGCUGCUUGUUGACUUGCCCGUUGGCACAAUACGCGGACGCGAUAACGGCGAGUAUUACAGCUAUGAGUCCAUACCAUAUGCAGAGCCGCCAGUUGGUGCACUAAGAUUUGAGGCCCCACGUCCGUACGUGCGCCAAUGGUCUGAGAUAUUUGAUGCAACCAAACCGCCGGAGCCUUGCAUGCAAUGGGAUCAGGACACAGAGGGACGCAACAAACUGCUGGGUGUUGAGGACUGUCUAACCGUAAAUGUAUAUAAGCCGAAGAAUGCAAGCCGGAGCAGCUAUCCUGUGGUGGCUUUGAUUCAUGGAGGCGCCUUCAUGUUUGGUGCAGUUCGCCAGAAUGGACACGAGCAUUUUAUGCACAGCGGGAAUGUGAUUGUGGCGAAGAUGAAUUAUCGACUGGGCCCGCUUGGCUUUGCCAGUGCCGAGGACGACACUUUGCCAGGCAACUACGGACUCAAAGAUCAGCGCUUGGCAUUGCAGUGGAUUAAAGAGAACAUUUAUCGGUUUGGUGGUGAGCCCGAAAAUAUUCUAGUGCUGGGCUUCUCUUCCGGUGGUGCAGCCGUACAUUUACAUCUUUUACGUGAGGAUUUCAAGGAAUUGGCCAAGAGCGCUGCCUCGUUUAGUGGCACAGCAUUGAAUCCAUGGGUUAUGAUGCAUAAUGCCCGUGCCCGGGCCUUUGAAUUGGGUCGUAUUUUACGCUGCGAUAAGGUGACCAAUUCAAUGGAACUGAAGAGUUGCUUAAAGUCGAAGCCGGCGGCUCAAAUUGUAAGUGCUGUACGUAACUUUCUGGUCUUCGGCUAUGUACCGUUUACCACAUUUGGUCCAGUUGUGGAGCCCAUCAACGCGCCAGACGCUUUUCUCACGCAACCACCCAGGGAGAUUAUAAAGAGUGGAAACUUUUCUCAGAUUCCUUGGCUCGUCUCCUACUCCAGGGAGGAUGGUGGCUACAAUGCUGCCUCGUUGCUGGCACGUCAGCCCCACCAUGGCGAAGAACUUAUCGAAGAGCUCAACGAUCGUUGGCAUGACUUGGCGCCCUAUUUAUUAUUUUAUCGUCACGCAAUGAAGACCGUUGAGGAAAUGGAUGAUUACUCGGUGUCGCUUAAAAGACGUUAUAUGGGAAACCAAACAUUUACUUUAACAAGCUACCAAUCGGUCCAACGCAUCUUUACCGAUGUUCUUUUCAAGAAUGGCGUGGAGGAGGCCCUGAACCUACAUCGUCAGCACGGACGCAGUCCCAUCUACGCAUACGUCUAUGAUAAUCCCGCUGAUCUUGGCAUUGCACAAGCGCUGGCAAAACGAAAUGAUGUCCACUUUGGCACUGUGCAUGGCGAUGAUUUCUUUCUGAUCUUCGCCAAUUCCAUCCGUGAUCCGAAAAUGCGUCCAGAUGAGCAAACGAUUUCACAGAAUUUCAUCAAAAUGCUGGAGGACUUUGUCCGAAGCAGUGACGGGAAAUUGUUUUAUGGCAGUUGUGAGUUUAAGAAUAAUGUAAACGAAAAACAAUUUCAGUUGCUGUCCAUCACACGCAAUAAUUGUACAAAUAAGAAAUUGGAGCGAUUUCCAUAGAGCCUGAAAAUAUGCUUUAUACAAAUUAAUGGAAUAAAUAUACUUCAUCAACAAGCA